AUGGAGUGGAUUCGAGGUGGCCCCGCCGCAGAGGUGGUUUUCCAGAUUCAACAGACCAAGUUUGUGAUUCCACCAGAGGUUAUGAAUCGGUCAGAUGUCCAGGGUUCGGGUCUGGCGUUGAUUGCGAAAAAUGAAGGAUUCAAAGACAUCCCGCCGAAACUUCCCAAGGCAGAAGAUGGCUCCAUCCGCCUCACACGACCCCUGGAAGGCUUUGAGCUCCUCGUCGACCACUUGCUAGAUCUCGAGCCCCUCAGAAACGUCCCCUUGCAGGAUUUCGCGAGCAAGUACAUCGCGCUAAAAUCCGAAAUGGCCUUUUGGCAAUUGCCUCUCGAGGACUUACCGUUCAACGAUAAGGUCUACUUCGAAUCUGCCUGGACAGAUGAGCGCUGCCUGUUUCCGUUGUCGGCGCCGGAUGCUGCCGCUCUCGAAAAGCACGCAGAUGCAGAGCCCACGAGUGGUCGGCGAACUGUCUUAACUCGCCUGGAGAAGCAGCCUGAGGAAAUCAGCAAAACGUUUCUCGAUCUCGGCGAGGAAGAAGCACGGGACUGGUCUUUCUUCGCCGUCGAGCCCGCGGAGGUGGCCAAGGUCGCGAGGAAAACCCACAAACCUGUUCCCGGCAGGCUCGUCCUCGCAGUCGGUCCGAAGAAGUUCUUCUGCAAGAUCCCGUAUGUCACCGACUUGUGUGUGCACUACGGGACACUGGGCGAGCCCGAGGCAGGCUUCGCGCCUUUCGCUCUCCUCGUGUCGCCCACAGAGUGCACCAUCGUUUGGAGUCUCGGCUGUUUCAUUCACAUCAAAGCGGCUGAAGGCAGCAAUCCUUUGUCGGCGCACAUCAACGUCAUUAAAGAGACCCCGAGCUGGCUCUGUGUUCACCCCUGUUUGGACUACGUCCUGUCAGGUGUGAAAGGUCCAGUUCCGUACAUUUUUUGCUUCGACAUGCCCGACGCCUCGGCCGUUCGCUUCUUCCCGUGGGGCUGCUUGGUGGUGAACAAACAAGUGACCCUCGAGAGCCGCAAGAAGCCUUCAGACAUCAGCGGUCCCUCGGCCUCCGCGUUGGUGGCGCGGCUCGCCUCGCGCGACGAAAGUGGGCCGAACGAGCAUUUGCGACGCCUCUUCACUUUCCUGCAGCCCGACGCUUCGGCGAGGAAACGCGCCGAGGAUCCCUCCGAACUCAAUCCGGCGAAGCCUGUGCUGGUCGCCAGUGUGCUGCGCAGCAAACUGAAGGCGCUCAAGCCCAUUGAGCGAAUCCACCUGAUCAACAUGGACAUCGAAGAGGAAAGCUCGGUGACGCUCCGCCACGGAGAGCACUACGACAUUCUGGAUGUUCGCAACGCCGCAGGCACUGACUUCGAGGUGGUUAUGGCUGUCAACGGAGGUAUCGUCUCCCGAAAGCGAGAGGACUUCAUGGAAGUUCGUUACGGCGAACCUGUCGCGGUCGUCGGCGUCACCGGGAAGGGUCACCUCGUCCCUCAAGGUCACCUCCUCAUUCCGAAUGGUGCUCCAGUCGGCGAGAUGUUCCGCAGUCUCACUCUCGUGAGCGAAUACAUCAUCAGCGAAAAGACAUACUACACCUUUGGUCUGGCCCAGAAGCUGUUUGAGUUCCACCGGUCUCUCUACCUUGGUCGCCCCGGCAGCGACGCAGGUGGCGACGCAAUCUUGAGCAGAAAAGGGUCAAAAGCCUGA
Molecule: messenger RNA, 1683 nt
Organism: Neospora caninum
Lineage: Eukaryota; Apicomplexa; Conoidasida; Eucoccidiorida; Sarcocystidae
Exons: 9
Coding region: 1-1683 (560 amino acids)
Source: RefSeq, a predicted model, not a curated record